Molecule: messenger RNA, 761 nt
Organism: Phragmites australis (common reed)
Lineage: Eukaryota; Viridiplantae; Streptophyta; Magnoliopsida; Poales; Poaceae
Exons: 2
Coding region: 69-605 (178 amino acids)
Biological process (GO): response to heat
Source: RefSeq, a predicted model, not a curated record
UAGUUGAGGUACCCAGAUUAGAGCAACUUCCAUUGCACCAGACAAACAAGCUAGUCACUACUGAAAGUAUGACGACAGUUGUUUCUCACACCCUAUUGAGCCGGCCGACAAGAUCUUCAGCUGGUGCGUCCCUCGGUUUUCUGAAACCAGCAGUGGUAUCUCUCCCUUGUGCACCUGCAGGGAAGAACAGGCCUCGUUCCAUCUGUUACUCUUCGGAUCCCAAGAGCACUGAACAUCCAUUUGACAUCUCACCCGUUGCCCUUGUGCAUCCCAACAUGCCACCAACCUCGACCCCACGGUGGGAGAUCAAGGAGGACGACAAGAACGUCAAGCUGACAUUCUUCAACAUGCCGGAGAGGGCCACGACAGGUGACUUCCAGGUUGCCGUCGAGGAUGAUGUGCUUGUGAUCAGGACCAAGACCAAGCCGCCGGUGGUGCAGCAAGGGGAACCCGGCAGCGGUGUCUCGUUCCAUGUCCGGUUGCUCAUUCCCAAGGGGUACGAUAGAGAGAGUGUCCGGGCCGAGCUCCAGCUCCGGGCGCUGGUCGUCGCCAUCCCCAAGACUAAUCCUGCAUUCACCAAGGAGGUUACUAUCGAUGGAAAAUAGACGUGUAGCAACCCAGUUUUCUUGUAACGUCACAUCUAUGUUUCUACGGAAUAUGUGUGUAUGUGGUUUCCUGUUUGCCUGGGCCAAAUCAAUAAAUUAGAUAUUUGUAUGUGUUUCUAUUGCUACUAUGACAUUAUUUGACGGCAGUUUUUUUAA